CUCAUUUAUGAUUUAACCAAAUCCCCGGGACUUACUUUCUCUCUCUAAAAGCAAUAUCUUGUAGAGAGAGAAAUAGAAUGUGCCCUUUACGAAUUAUUCUCAUAUUUCUGUCGGCGACGCUCGCCGGAUUCUUCGUUCUCCGGAACAUCAAAUCUCAAUCUGAUACUUCUUUGGACACCGACGCUGCUACUGCCGCUGCCGACGAUUCCACAUCAUUCUCCAAAUCAUCAUCGUCUGCCUCCAUCGGACGAUCAUCCUCUAAGAUUUACGGUGCUUUUUUUCUGCUUCCAAACAAUCGGAUUAAUCUUCUGUUUCUGUUGAAGCUUUGUGUGGAUGUGGGCUUCCUUUUCUAUGUACAGUUUGGAACCGGAUUGGAUAUGAAUUUGUGUUUUGAUCAUUCUGAACCCGGCUCGAUAUCAAUAGUACCGACUUAUUUCGAACUGAUUCAACACCUUCCUGUUGUAGCCCAGCGGUAUCCGGUGUUGCCCUCCCUACUUGAGGUUGAGGGUUCAAGUCCCGUCGUGGACAUAGGUGGAUUUAAGGUGUAG
Lactuca saligna is the source of this 548-nucleotide messenger RNA. NCBI's taxonomy places the organism in Eukaryota, Viridiplantae, Streptophyta, Magnoliopsida, Asterales, Asteraceae. The record is from the annotation of a GenBank genome assembly.